This is a messenger RNA of Mus musculus (house mouse), 2934 nucleotides long. It is a transcript of the gene Tdrp, whose product is annotated as testis development related protein. The transcript has 4 exons. Gene Ontology annotation, biological process: spermatogenesis. NCBI's taxonomy places the organism in Eukaryota, Metazoa, Chordata, Mammalia, Rodentia, Muridae. Gene Ontology annotation, cellular component: cytosol; nucleus; cytoplasm. The coding region runs from base 391 to 1155 and encodes 254 amino acids. The record is from RefSeq and is a predicted model, not a curated record.
UUUUUUUUUUUUUGGUGGCUGGAGAUCUGAACUCAGGCUGCAUUAGUCUGAGUGUCACCCUGAGACUACAAAGGGAAGUCGAGGCCCCAGGUCCAACUGGCACUGCCAACCCACCUACCUAGUCUCUUCUGGGCCCUGGGAACCUUCCCUGGACUCUGGUUGAUUCUGUGUCCAUCACUCUAUCGAUGCAGGCCUCACAGCAGCGCAAAGUGACCGUAGUCUAUGCAGGAACCCUUCUCUUUCCCUAACACCCUCCUCCCUUGCAGGUGCCCCCCUCUCCGGUGGUCCAUAUCCACUAAUGGACCUUUUAGGAUCAGCAUAGACCACUAACCCUCAGCCUGCGGUCACCGAAGCCCCGCCCUCGGCCCCCGUAGCACCAACUGGGCGAGCAUGCGUAAAGCGCGGCCCCACCUCGGCGUUGCCUUGGUGAUCCAGGAUGGACCACGCCCAUCGGGCUGGUCCUCCGCACUGUCCCAGCGCCGCGGCGGGCCGGGUGUCCUCCUUCAGUCCCGGAGCCAAGCUGCGCGGAGCGGUCGAGCACCGGAGAUGUGGAAGCUGAGCCGAAGUCGAGUGCUUCUGGACGAGCCCCCCGAGGAAGAGGAUGUGCUGCGAGGGGCACCGCCAGCAUCAGCAGCCGCCCCGGCGUCGGUGAGGGCACGCGUAGGGGCGCAGGUGCGGGCCGCGGGGUGCUCUGGAGGCCGAGCGCAGGGAGCAAGUCUCAGAGGUUGGAAAGAAGCAACUUCUCUGUUUAAUAAAGAUGAUGAAGAACAUCUCCUCGAGACUUCCAGAUCUCCUAAGUCCAAAGGAACUAACCAACGACUAAGAGAAGAGCUGAAGGCAGAGAAGAAAUCAGGAUUUUGGGACGCCUUGGUUUUGAAACAGAAUGCCCAGCCUAAAAAACCAGAUCAGAUCGAAGGUUGGGAGCCUCCCAAACUUACUGCUGAAGACGUGGUCGCCGACCAUACCGAGGAUGAUAGAAGUGGCUGCCCACCCUGGUCUGCCUGGGAGGACGAUACCAAGGGCUCUACCAAGUACACCAGCCUCGCCAACUCAGCCAGCAGCUCCCGCUGGAGCCUCCGGUCAGCGGGAAAGCUGGUCAGCAUCAGGCGACAGAGCAAAGGCCACCUGACAGAGACCUGUGAAGAGGGAGAAUGAACCGAAGGCGCAUCACAUUGCUUUAUGGUUGGCAAGCCCGCCAGCCGCCUACUAGUGCACCAUUAAUUCUUGAGCCCUCUCAUACCCGGGGAAGGAACCCACUGAGUUGCUAGUGUUUCGUGCUCAGUGACCCACACACACCAUGGCUUCCGGGUGACAUCUGGUUGCCUUGCUGCGGAAACAUCCACCCACUGGGUGCAUAUAUGCUGAAUGGAUGUGUGCGCUGUAGACACUGUCCUGUGAGCCAGUCUCCUCUAAGUUCAUGCCAGCCUCAGUCACUUGAGAUUUUAGGACGUCCCCAUCUUGUCUCUGCAUGCAACAUGAGUGUUGUGGCUAUCUGAACAUGGCCUCUGUGGCACCUCUCCCCUUGUCAGAACGCAAGAAGCAUCUUCCGAAGGUUACAGUAAUUCAGUGUAACAAUAGAUUCAUUUUUCCUCAUUCAGUUACAAACGAAGCAAAAUCUAGAUGCUGGAAGCAACUGAAGGUGGUUUGAGGUAGGGUGUCAGGACAUCUUGAGGGGCGCAUCUGCUGAGGAGGAGUGGCCUGCAGUGUGGGCCUGGGUAGCAAGUAGUUCUUUUAUGGAAUUCUAUUUUUACUUUUGAACGUUUAAAUACAGAUCUUUAUUUUCUUCAAAUAAAUGUUGAUUUUAAACUUAAAGAUGGAAGAAACACUAGGAAUAAGUUUUAGUCACCCAGUAAUCUUGACUUUGCUUGGAAAACAUUAACUUGCUUACUGUAGCGUUAAACUGUGGAUAAAACACUGAAGUGCCUCGUUUCUAUUCUCAGAUGCUUAGUUUUUCAAAAUGAAAAACUUUUAUGAUUGAUGUGAAGUCUAUAAGAAGUGUCUCUACCCCCUAGUUCUGCCUGUCUCACACUGCUGACUGUCCUCGGUUGCGGUCUCAGUAGGGAAUGUUCACGUGGUGCGCAUGUUUGUCUUGUUUUCCAGUUACAGUGCUUGGACAGGGGAGCCGUGGUUCUCUUUGUUUUGGUUAAUAAUGAAAAGCCUCCAGUCACACUGUCCUCGAGUCUCCACAGUGUAAGCAGUGUGCUUCGUGUACCUGCGUGUCCCACGCAAUGUUCUGUGGCACAGCUGAGUGGCCCGGGUUUACUAGAUCUACCUGUCAUUCACAGCUACCUGUCUGUCUACCACCCAGCUUGCCAGCCACCCGUACCCAUCCACCUGUCCACACAUCAGUCUGUCCACCCAUAAACCAAGCUAUUAAUCUUCUAACAAUAGAACAAUAAGUUUACUUAGUGAGCUUUGAGAGGAGGGUUCAAAUAAAAAAUUGUUAACACCUGGAAGUUGUGAAAUUAUGGAGAUUUUGAUUCAUAAUGCAAAGCAUGUAAUUUUUACUAUAACAUGUGAGUGUGAAAAUCUCUAUCCUCAGGUAACCGGUUGAGUGCAUGAGCUCUGACUUCGAAACGAGGUAACUGUAGGAUCGGAAGGAAGAGCAGGCUCAUGCUGUCGCCCACAGCAGGACCCCACUGGUGUGUCUGGCUAACCACCUGUGGCCCAGGAAUACAAACCCAGCCUUGAGAAUGUAGGGAAGGAGCUCUUGAACACAACACAGCCUCUGUCUGUGUCUACUGGGCCUGUGCUGAGUGCUAAGUGCCUGUAGCUCACUGCACCCGUGUGCCUGAGAUGCAGUGUUGCACGUUGACACAGGGACUUUUACCCUGUCUCCUCUCAGGAGGUGAAGAUGCACUGUAAACCAGAAAGAUUAAUUACAAAUGAUUUUUUUCUUCUGUUGUAUCAAAUUAAAAUAUCUUGUGUUCGAGA